Messenger RNA from Durotheca rogersii, 1206 nucleotides. RefSeq names its product methylthioribose-1-phosphate isomerase. The transcript has 2 exons. The record is from RefSeq and is a predicted model, not a curated record. Gene Ontology annotation, molecular function: S-methyl-5-thioribose-1-phosphate isomerase activity. Bases 1 to 1206 code for a protein of 401 amino acids. NCBI's taxonomy places the organism in Eukaryota, Fungi, Ascomycota, Sordariomycetes, Xylariales, Xylariaceae.
AUGUCGGGUCUGCAAGCCAUUCGCUAUGCGCGGGGCAAGCUCGAGGUGCUCGACCAGCUGAGACUACCUCACGAGCACCACUACGAUGAGGUCGCAACGAGCGAGCAGGCGUUCGACUCUAUCAAGGCCAUGAGGGUCAGAGGCGCACCCGCUAUCGCCAUAGUGGCGGCUCUAGCUCACGGGGUCGAAUUGCAUAACGGCAGCUGCAAGGCGUCAACUACGGAUGAGACUAUAUCGUACAUCGAUUCGCGCCUAGACUAUCUCAAGCUGUCGCGGCCGACGGCCGUGGACCUCAGCAAUGCCAUUACCCACCUGAAGACUACCGUCCGAUCCGUCGACAUCUCUGGGAAGGAGAACGGUGCAGUAGGACGUUCUGCCAUCAUCGACGCGUACAUCGCCGCCGCCGAAGAGAUUUUCCGCAAAGACACGCAGACCAACCUCCUCAUAGGCCAGCACGGAAGCCAGUGGUUACUCGAGAAUGCCCCUUCGAAAUCCGCCGACGGCAAAGUAUCUGUCCUGACACAUUGUAACACGGGGUCGCUUGCCACAUCGGGCCACGGCACAGCGCUCGGAAUUAUCCGAUCAUUGCAUUCGGGAGGCCACCUACGCCACGCCUUCUGCACCGAGACUCGACCCUACAACCAAGGAAGCCGCCUCACGGCCUUCGAGCUGGUCUACGAGGGGAUCCCCUCCACGCUGAUCACCGACUCCAUGGCCGGCGCACUGUUCGCUACCAAGAAAUCCGAGAAUAACCUCGCUGCAGUUAUCGUGGGCGCCGACAGGGUCGUGCGCAAUGGAGACACGGCCAACAAAAUCGGCACAUACACUCUAGCCGUCCUUGCCAAACACCACGCGCUAAAGUUCAUCGUUGCGGCGCCGACAACCAGCAUUGACCUGCGGACGGAGGCUGAGGCAGGUAUCAAGAUCGAGGAGCGGAAGCCCGAGGAAUUGACACAGAUCAGCGGAGCCGUGAUAGGAACGGACGGCAAGGUACACAUCGGCCGUACAGAGCGCGUGGCGACGGCGCAUCAGGGGAUUAACGUCUGGAACCCCGCGUUCGACGUGACACCGGCGGAGCUGAUCGACGCCGUGGUCACGGAACGGGGCGUCGUCGUGAAAGGAGAAGACGGCACCUUUAAUUUCCAGCACAUCAUGCCGGAAAGGUGGGCUGAGGUAUUCGGAUCGCAGGAGGGUGGCGCUCGAUAA